Molecule: messenger RNA, 885 nt
Organism: Macrobrachium nipponense
Lineage: Eukaryota; Metazoa; Arthropoda; Malacostraca; Decapoda; Palaemonidae
Exons: 4
Coding region: 16-885 (289 amino acids)
Source: RefSeq, a predicted model, not a curated record
UCAGCAUUGCUGUUGAUGAAUUCCUGCUCUGAAGUCAUAAAAUUUUUAUUUACAGAUCCUGCAACCUAUUUGUCAUAUAAAGGAGAAUUAGAUAUACCAGGAGAUUGGGAUAGCGGACCACUCAUACGUUUAAGACGAGAAGAUAAUCCAAAGGAUAAGGAGAAAGAUGGAGAGAAACCGACAUCUGCGGGGAAGAAGCCGACUGUUCCUGCAAAAAAUCCCAAAGUUAGCAAGGUUUCUUCUGCUGCAAAGAGCAAGCUGCUACUGAAGAAAGUGGCUAGUGAUGAUAGUCUCUCAGUAGAAACCCCCUCUAGUGUCGAAACAUCCAGUAAUGAUACUAGUUCUACUACCACCACCACUACUACUACCACCACCACCACAUCCAUCACUACUACUACUACUACCUCCUCACCUACCACCAAUCCUGUCCCGAUUAGUACCGGUGAUUCUUCAGCUGUCGUCCCCUCUACAGAAGGAGCUAGUUCAGAGAAUGUCACGGGAGGGGCAAUGCAAGUCGAUUUGGUACCUAAAUCUACGGCAGCACCAAACAUUCCAAAAAAUGACUCGAACACAGGUGCCACGGAUGCCCCUGUCAAAAAUGUAGGUGGUCAGCAGGGUGCCGAAGAGGAGGAGGAGGAUCCUGACAGUGGAGGUGACGAUUUGGUUCCCAUCACAGGAUAUGAAACCAAGAAUACAACAAUUGAUCAUCAUCGGUACUACACUUCUCUAACUGUAAAUGGAGAUGGAAAUGCUCAGCAGUACUGGGUUAACUUGGACACCCUCAAUGAGGAAGUAGUCAUUAAGAAUGAGAUGCUGUGCGAUUCACAUCGCAGGGCUGCGGUGAGUAUGGAAGUGCUUCUUCUCUUUGGUACUUUCCAGUUGUAA